AUGGUGUGCGCGGGCGAGUCCCGUAGUCGCGCUGACUCCUGCCAGGUGGGUGCAAGGGUCGGGUCGUUCGGGGACCCUUGGGUGAGGUCCCACGAGGGAAGGUUUCGGGCUGAGAACGGGCACGAUUCGGUGCAGCCGGCAGCACCCAGAGGGGAUUUGGGAAUGGCUCGUGACGGGCACAGGACCUUCGGCUUCAUCUCCGUCUUCAUCCUCGCAGCCGGAUUGUUGCUGCCCACCCCGUCGCUGGCGCAAGCUCAGGUGAAGGUCAACGAAGGCUAUGACCUGUCGGACCAGGACGAGUCCCGUAUCAUCGGCGGGCGACCCUGCUCCAUCAACCAACGCCCUUUCCAAGUUGCCCUCAUCAAGAGGGGUCAAAUCCUGUGUGGAGGAAGCUUGAUAGAUGCCCAAUGGGUCCUGACGGCUGCCCACUGCAGGCAGCCAAUCAGAGAUGUCCAGGUGUUAAUCGGGACGGGCACGUUACGGGAUGGAACGGGAGAGGUGAGGUUGAUUUCAAGACAAAUUGUCCAUCCGGCCUACAACCCCCGCAAGAAUGACAACGACUUCAUGGUCCUGCGGCUGAACAGACCCGUGCGCUUCAGCAACAGCAUCAAGAAGAUCAGAUUAGCCACGAGGUGUCCCAUGGACGGGAUGAGGUGCACCGUCUCUGGCUGGGGCACGACCAAGUCCCCUGGAGCAAAGCUGCCCAAAGAUUUGCAGUGUGCCACCAUCGAAACCUUUGGGAGGGACAAGUGCGCCAGGGCGUACGGCAACGCCAUCACCCCCAACAUGUUCUGCGCCGGCGUCCCCCAGGGGGGCGUGGAUUCCUGCCAGGGUGACUCCGGGGGUCCCUUGGUGUGCAACGGGGUGCUGCAAGGCGUGGUCUCGUGGGGCAUGGCCGUCUGCGGGCGCGCGGGACAACCCGGCGUCUACGCCAACGUCUGCCAAGCUGUGCCCUGGAUCAGGAAAUUCAUCGGGAAUCAGUGA
Messenger RNA from Nipponia nippon (crested ibis), 984 nucleotides. Lineage: Eukaryota; Metazoa; Chordata; Aves; Pelecaniformes; Threskiornithidae. The record is from RefSeq and is a predicted model, not a curated record.